Messenger RNA from Gastrolobium bilobum, 627 nucleotides. Its product is annotated as LOB domain-containing protein 41-like. The coding region runs from base 1 to 627 and encodes 208 amino acids. Gene Ontology annotation, biological process: regulation of gene expression. NCBI's taxonomy places the organism in Eukaryota, Viridiplantae, Streptophyta, Magnoliopsida, Fabales, Fabaceae. The transcript has 2 exons. The record is from RefSeq and is a predicted model, not a curated record.
AUGCGCUUGAGCUGCAAUGGCUGUCGUGUCCUCCGCAGAGGUUGCACCAACGAUUGCCCCAUUCGCCCUUGCCUCGAUUGGAUCAAAUCCCCUGACUCACAGGCCAAUGCCACCCUCUUCCUCGCCAAGUUCUACGGCCGCGCCGGCCUCCUCAACCUCCUCACCGCCGCUCCGCCGCAACCUCGACCCUCUAUUUUCAAAUCUUUGCUCUAUGAAGCUUGCGGCCGGAUUGUGAACCCGAUUUUCGGCUCGACCGGAUUGCUCUCGACCGGGAGAUGGCACCUCUGCGAAGCCGCGGUUGAAGAUGUUCUGAUCGGCGCGCCGAUACAGCAGGCUCCUUCUGAAUCGUCUUUUGAUAUUCGCCACGUGUCAAAGAUUGGGAAAUCGUGCUGCUCUGAUCGAGCUCGGAAGCCGAAGCAGAAAGUGGAGCCAGUUGUGUCCGAGCUGAUGGUGACUCGUUCUGGAAGCAAGUUAGAAGGUUCGGUGAGUCGUGACUCGAGGAGGUUUGGGGAGAGUGAGCACAUAAACGAAGCUGAUAGCAAUUUAGUUGAGAGUGUGGAGCCGGCUCGAGCUGAUAUUGAAGAACUUGAGCUGGAGUUGACUUUGGGAUUGGGUCCAAUGAAUUAA